Solanum stenotomum is the source of this 402-nucleotide messenger RNA. RefSeq lists its product as uncharacterized. Bases 1 to 402 code for a protein of 133 amino acids. The transcript is spliced from 2 exons. Lineage: Eukaryota; Viridiplantae; Streptophyta; Magnoliopsida; Solanales; Solanaceae. The record is from RefSeq and is a predicted model, not a curated record.
AUGGCUUCUGUCGAACCCACUAUUGCCUCUACUAUUGCUGCCGCUGACUCGGCUAAAUCAGUUUGGGAUGCUUUGCAUACCACUUAUGCGAAUAAAUCUCAAACCCGAGUCUUCAAUGAGUUAGCCACUGCUGGUGCUCCUGUUUCCAAUCCUGAACUCAUCGUCAAAAUACUUAGGGGUCUAGGUCCUGAAUUUCGUGAGAUCUCUGUUGCCAUUCGUGCACGCGAUACAACUAUCUCCUAUGAGGAACUGUUUGAAAAGCUACUGGACUUUGAACUCUUCCUUCGCCAUGAGGAUGCUAAGAAACUACCUAGUACCAUAACUGCUGCAGUUGCUACUCCUACCAAAUUCAACUUCAAUAAUCGCAACAGUCGUAGACAAACCAACAACUCUCAACAAUAG